Molecule: messenger RNA, 1569 nt
Organism: Pararge aegeria (speckled wood butterfly)
Lineage: Eukaryota; Metazoa; Arthropoda; Insecta; Lepidoptera; Nymphalidae
Product: tRNA (guanine(10)-N2)-methyltransferase homolog
Exons: 9
Coding region: 64-1524 (486 amino acids)
Biological process (GO): methylation
Cellular component (GO): cytoplasm
Molecular function (GO): nucleic acid binding
Source: RefSeq, a predicted model, not a curated record
CAAAUUAAUGUUUGAUUUAUCAGUUCAAAAUAAAUAAUAGAGCUUGUAACGAGACUUUUUAUCAUGUGGCAUCGUUAUUUGAUGUGGUUUGCCCAUGAGCAUGUCGAUUUCAGAUACGCUGAAAUACAAAGCAUAUUAUCACUAUUUGAUAUGCCAAUAAAAUACAUCGAAAAACCUUGCCAAAGCAAACCAUAUUGGGUGGUGGAAUUGCCGUCGGAAGAAUGCGUAAAAAAGAUCGCGUCACGGUCAGUUUUAAUCAAAAACUGUAUAGAAUUAUGGGCUACCGCAAAAACAGAAGCUCGAUUACAUGAAAAUCUGAAAAGUUCCAUCAAUAACGUAUCGGGAAAUUGGAUAGGCGCUGAUAAAUCGGAUAAUAGUGAUUCACAUAUUUGCCCACGAGAACUUUUAGAAGCUUGUAGUGACAGUGGUAAAUCGUUCAAAAUUGAGGUGGAGACUUUCUGUAAACAUUUUACUAUGAAGGAGAAGGUUGAUAAAAUUGAGAAAUUUAGUUACCUACCAUUGAAAGGUCCAGUGAAGUUGAACAACCCAGAUGUAAUGCUGUCCUAUGUUGAAUUUUACGGCGUGGACCCCAACAAUGUGCCUGAACACCCUCACAAUUUGUUCUUUGGGAGAUGGGUGGCAGAUGGCCAACGCGACCUCAUCCAAGUGCACUCGCUGAAGAAGCGUCAAUUCAUCGGCAACACAAGCAUGGACGCGCAACUGUCCAUCCUAAUGGCGAACCAGGCGCAAGUGGCACAGGGCCAUGCCAUACUGGAUCCCUUCGUUGGCUCCGGGUCGCUGCUAGUGGCUGCAGCUCACUUCGGAGGCUUCGUGUGGGGUUCGGACAUAGACUACCUGAUGCUGCACUCUCGCUCGCGGCCCACGCGCGUCGGACAAAAGGUUCGCACAAAGGACGAGAGCAUCAGAGGCAACAUGGAUCAGUAUGGCACCAAGUCGAGGUAUUUGGACGUCAUAGUGAGCGACUUCUCGCUGCCCAUGUGGCGGAGUGACCUCAAGUUCGACGCCAUUAUAACGGACCCGCCGUACGGAGUGCGGGAGCCGAUAGAGCGGAUCGGCAUAGAGCGGGAGAACUACACGCUGUCGGACGCGCACCUGCCCAACCACGUCCCGGCUAAGGUGGAAUACGGCCUGCCGCACAUCUACAGCGACCUGCUCGACUUCGCGGCCCGCCACCUCGAGAUGGGCCGGCGGAUUGUGUGCUGGUACCCUUUAGUUAGGGAGGAGUACAACGAAGAGCACCUACCAUUCCACCCGUGCUUACGGCUGGUGUCCAACUCCGAGCAGGUUCUGUCCAAGCUGACCGCUCGCAGGCUGCUCACGUACGAGAAGAUCAGCGACGACGUUCCGGAGAUGCCCGUGGACCCGCAUGCUGUUGAGCAUAACUUCAGGGAAAAGUACUUUACAGUGGGAGAGACAACGAGGAGAGAAAGGAAAGAGAGGAGAGCCAAGGAGCUGAUAGCUAAUUCAUAUUGGAUCGAACAGAGCAAAUGUAAAAAUACUUAAUUUUUAAGAUUAUUUUUAGAAAUAAAGGUUAACAAGGGUUAAAUA